AUGGCUACUACUCUUACCACAACAAACAAUAUACGACCUCUUCGCACCACCAACCGCAAACCCUCCCAAAUCGGCGGGAUCAAGACUGCAUCGAGUCCUAAUCUAAACCAGCUCUACUCGGCUCAGUCGCGGCUUGUUCCCCCGUCGCUUGCGCGCAAGGGUUCCUUCGCCGCGCUCACCAGCAACUCUCUUGCGUCGAUUCCAGAUGACACAAGCGGCUACGUCGACACUGUCUUGAACGAGACGUCCACAGGCGGCAAGAUGGCGCCUGGCCCUCUCACGCCGGGCAAGGCUGGGGCGGCCGACGAGAUCCAGAUCGGCGACAACGUCGAUGUUCCCGGCGGCUGGGGUGUGGUGCGCUUCGUAGGCUCCGUGCAAGGGCGAAAAGGCGUAUUUGCCGGCGUUGAGCUUGCGCAAGAGUUCGCGUCGCGCGGCAAGAACAACGGCGAUGUCGAUGGGUGA
This is a messenger RNA of Phaeoacremonium minimum UCRPA7, 462 nucleotides long. RefSeq names its product putative cap-gly domain-containing protein. The transcript has a single exon. The coding region runs from base 1 to 462 and encodes 153 amino acids. NCBI's taxonomy places the organism in Eukaryota, Fungi, Ascomycota, Sordariomycetes, Togniniales, Togniniaceae. The record is from RefSeq and is a predicted model, not a curated record.